AUGCAUUUAUACAUGCGAGCAUGUUUUGAGAAUCCAAUCAGCUCAUGGAAGUCGAGUCAUUCUCUUAAGUACCUUGGCAUUCCGAAAUAUAAAGGUAGUCGGUCGGUUAAUUUAAAUAAAACAGCUCUUCGAUUCCUUGUGGUGGAUCGUUUCUCUGGAGAUUUCGAAUCCACAUUAAAAAAUCGUGAAAUAUCUGCAUCUGGUAUUCUUGAAGACAGCACAAAUGUGCCAGAUGCAUUAGAAUAUAUGCAUUGGAGAGACUACGCUAAAGCAGAUAUUAAAGCUUCUAAUCUUCUACACAGAUCUUCCAAACAAGAGGUUUAUUUAGCUGACUUUGGUCUAGUUCACUUAUUUCGUUCAGAAGGUGUACAUACUGUUGAGAAACCAGAUCCUGAAUUUCGACACAAUGGAACAAUAGAGUCUCGUUCACGAGAUGAAAAUAAUGGAUUCCCUCCAUCUCGUCGUGGGGAUUUGGAAAUUUUACUGUUCAAACUUAUCCAUUGGUUGGCUCGAUUUCAUCGCAAUGCUCCUCAGUUACAUCCCGCUGUUAAGAGAAAUAGCCUAAGUAAAACGAGUCGAAAAUAA
This is a messenger RNA of Trichobilharzia szidati, 585 nucleotides long. Lineage: Eukaryota; Metazoa; Platyhelminthes; Trematoda; Strigeidida; Schistosomatidae. The record is from the annotation of a GenBank genome assembly.